GAAUGAAAUCAGCUCGAUCCUUUGGUUCUUUCAAUCCAGGGAAUGAUCCGCAGUGGAAAUACGUCACAGAGCAAGACCCUAAGUGUGAAAGGAAGAAGAAACUCAAAAUAGAAGGCAAGGAUCUGGUGUCGGUGCCUCUGCGGGUCUUUGGCUUGGAAGGCCUUCAGGCCCUGGAGAUGAGCCCGGAACGAGAAAGCUGCCUGGAGUACAGGAUGGAGCUGAUCCCUCGAGAAAUCAGCCACCUGAGGAACCUGACCCUCCUUUACAUGGACUCCAACAACCUGAAGGAGAUCCCUGCCGAGAUUGGCACCUUGAGCAAUUUGGAGAGACUCACCCUCAGCAACAACAGCCUGCGCUCCCUGCCGCCAGAGAUCGGUGGCUUGGGCAAGCUACGCAGCCUGCAUCUGGCCAACAACAACUUCACGGAACUGCCUGCCCAGCUCUGCCAGCUGAGACAGCUCACCUUUCUGGAUGUCAGUGAUAACCAAAUAAGCACCCUUCCUCCCAGCAUUCAGCAUCUGGAGAGGCUGGAGACGCUGCUGUUGCUGUUCAACUCUCUCGAGCAACUGCCGGGGAAUGUGUGUAUUUUAAGAAACUUGCGCACUCUGUGGCUGGGCUAUAACCAUCUAAGGGCCCUUCCUGAAACGUUUGGAGAGCUGGUCCACUUGGACUGGGGAUAUAAUUACUGUUCGUGCAAUUUUGAGGGGAAUCCGCUGGUACGCCCACCCCCGGAAGUGUGUGGUGGAGGCCCCGGAGAGAUCAGGAAGUACUUUGCUUCACCCUAUGAGCUAGUAAGUGAGACAGCCAGCAUCACAGCAGACACAGGGGAGAUUAAAGGAGAGACCUCAGGAGCUGUGGGGGGCCAGUCUGUGCAGCUUGACAAUAAACCCUUCCAAGUUCAUAGCUCAGGAGCCAAGGAGUCGGUCAUAAAGCAGGUAGAAGGAGCCUUCAUGCAUCUGAAGAGCAGGUUUAAAUGCCUGCUCACUCGCCUGGACAUGGGGGAAUGCAACAUCCCCGAGGUGGUUGCCGCCUGUUGUGUGCUACGCAACCUGGUGGGGAGGAAAGGGGAGGCCUUCCUCCAAGGGUGGGGAACAUGGGAUGAUGUAGAAGGGAGGCAGUUUGAGCAGCCUUGGGCAGCUGCCAUCUGCCAAGCCCACCAGUCAAGAUUGAGUAUUCAGGAGGCCUUGAGGCAGAGAUUAUCCCAAUGA
Pelodiscus sinensis (Chinese soft-shelled turtle) is the source of this 1208-nucleotide messenger RNA. NCBI's taxonomy places the organism in Eukaryota, Metazoa, Chordata, Testudines, Trionychidae. The record is from RefSeq and is a predicted model, not a curated record.